Danaus chrysippus (African queen) is the source of this 1596-nucleotide messenger RNA. NCBI's taxonomy places the organism in Eukaryota, Metazoa, Arthropoda, Insecta, Lepidoptera, Nymphalidae. The record is from the annotation of a GenBank genome assembly.
AUGAACGAUAACAGAAAAGACAGUAUUGUUAAUUUUCAGUUUUCACCAAAUAUGUACAGAAUACAGUAUAUUAUCCUCGUGAUACUGUUAUCAGCUACAUUAGCAUCUGGCCAGCCUGGAAAAUGUGAUCAAACGCCGCCCCAAGCCACUAUUUUGACGCCUAGCGAAAAUAAAGGCCUUUUCAAAAUGACCAUUGACUCAAAGGGCGACGAUUCCAAUAUCUAUAGACCCGAUCAGACGUAUAUACUUAUUCUAACAACGAGCAAUGCAACCCGUCCAUUCCGAUGGUUCAUGAUAACUGUGGAAGAUCCAAACAUUGACGAAGGUGCUUUUGAAUUCGACCUGAGAUCAGAAGACGUGGGCAGCUUGAAGACGACCAACAGACAAUCGAGAUACAGUGAACGUUGUUACAACUCUGUCGAGAACACUGACAACUCGGAUAAAUAUCGAGUUGAGAUACAUUGGGUCUCUCCAAAACAAUAUGAAGGCAAGGAAAAAGUACGUCUUAGGGCUAUGAUAGCUGAGAAUGGGGAGUCUUGGUAUGUUGGAGAAAAUCUAACGAUUGAAUUGAAGAAGGAUGAUCAGAGGGCUUUGGACAGUCCUCCGUUCGAUCCUGUGGAUCCGUGUAAUUUAUGCAGCGAAGCCAGAUAUGAGGUGAUAUUUAAGGGUCGUUGGUCUAGAAUGUCUCAUCCUCUUCAUUACCCAAGUAGACCUGACGACAACAGUUAUAGUCACAUGGUUGGAGCUUCCCACGCAUAUAAAUACCUUCUGUGGAAGCCUGGAGACAAAGCGAGUCUCGGCUUAAAGAGAUUGGCCGAGGACGCAAACGUUACGGAAAUCGAAAGGGAAAUAAUAAAGGCGAUGUCUAAAGAAAAUGGUACCAGGACUUUGAUCAGAGGAAAACGUCGCCGUCACCCGCACAUGUUUGAACCAGCACAUUCUUUAUUCAGAGUGGAUCGUAUUCACCAUUUGUUCUCAUUAGUGGUCGCUAUGAAGCCGUCUCCUGAUUGGUUUUUGGGAGUGUACAAUUUCGAACUAUGUACGAAAGAAGGUUGGUUAGAGGAAUACGAGAUACCAUUAUAUCCGUGGGAUGCUGGCACUAUGGACGGAGUUUCAUACGAGUCUCCUAGAUCAGUGACGCAGCCAGUCGAUAAUGUAGAGAGAGUGGCGGUCGGGUCAUUUGAUGCGGAGUCCCCGUUUUAUCAGUUGAACUUAAACGAUUUGAAGGCUUUCGCUAAGCUUCAAGUUAGGAGACUUGAUGUCUACCCUCUUGUCGGAAUUGACUGUGAAGGUACAAACGAGGAGGGUCCCCAGGAAGAAGGGGAAAAACAAAAUGCGGAGAACAUCGCGGAACCACUUCUACUCGAAUCAAGACAAUACCUAGACCAAAAACAAUGCGCUCUGGGCAAGUGGAACGAAUGGUCUCCUUGUGUACCAGACUCCGGGAAUUGUGGCCCCGGGACACAGCUAAGGACGAGAAAUAAACAGCGGCAUUACAACAGUGAACAUUUAUCUCAAGCCUCGGCAGGAAGUUGUCAACAAGAUCAAGAUGGCGCCUUAAUUCAAUCUCAAUAUUGUUUCGUCGAUUGUACUUAA